This is a messenger RNA of Tuber melanosporum (Perigord truffle), 1811 nucleotides long. RefSeq lists its product as uncharacterized. Gene Ontology annotation, molecular function: nucleotide binding. The transcript is spliced from 3 exons. Lineage: Eukaryota; Fungi; Ascomycota; Pezizomycetes; Pezizales; Tuberaceae. Bases 139 to 1710 code for a protein of 523 amino acids. The record is from RefSeq and is a predicted model, not a curated record.
GCACGCCGCAAAAUGGAAACAACCAGCUAGCAACCAGCUAUUAGUCUACCGCUGUCUCUUCUCCACUUCACCACCCACCGAAUACUAGACGCUCCAUCAAGUCCCUAUUCCCUCUUUCUGGCGUUCACAACGGGUGUAAUGGCAACUACUAUCAAAAAGUUGUUCUAUGGAAAAGACACCCCACCCCCCCCUUACGAAACUAGUUCCUUCAGCGCAAUACUUGGGGCUACUCCCCCGAAACCGGAGAAUAGCCCGCGAAUCUUGAUAAUUGGAGCUGGAUCACGGGGGCGCGCCUAUGCAAGGUCGAUCGCUACGGCCACAAACGGAACAGUUGUUGGCGUUGCGGAGCCGGAUGGGUAUAAGCGGAGGAUGCUUGUUCAGGAGUAUAACAUCUCUGGUGAGCUAGUGUUUGCUUCGUGGACGGAGCUCGUCGGAGAGCACAAGGGGCUAGUCAUGAGUCGGGUAGACGGUGUUUGUGUUUGUACCCUUGAUGAGACUCAUGAGGAGAUUGUGCUCGCCAUUCGACCGCUGAACUUGCAUAUCCUGUGCGAGAAGCCGCUUGGAACCACGCUCGAGUCCUGUGUUCGAAUAGCCGACACCAUUUCUGAUCCGGACCUACCUCCCGUUUUGCUGGCGGUUGGGCAUGUGUUACGGUAUUCGCCGCAUAACAUACUUAUGAAGAAGCUCGUCUGUGAGGAUAAGGCCCUCGGGGAGAUAGUUAACGUUAACCAUACCGAACCGGUGGGGUGGUACCAUUUUGCUCAUAGUUAUGUUAGAGGUAACUGGCGUAGAAAGGAAACUGCUGCUCCAUCACUACUGACGAAAUGUUGUCACGACAUCGACCUACUUCUCUGGCUUCUGUGCUCUCCCACGACUGCCGCCGCCCCUCACCUACCAUCUACUGUAUCGUCCUCAGGUUCGCUGGUGCACUUCCGACGCACCCAGAAACCUGCGAAGGCUGGCAAUGCAACCAACUGCCUCUCUUGCCCUGCUGACCUAGACUGCAUAUUCUCAGCGAAAAAAAUCUACGUAGAGAAGAACCUCAAAAAGAUGAACUUAGGCUGGCCUGUGAAGAUCGUGGUGCCAGAUAUCGAGGAAGCGAACAACAUGGGUGCCGCCGAAGCUAUGCUAUCACUAAAGUUGGGCGAAGAUUACGGAAGCGAAGGCACUAUGGUUGAUGGCGAGCAGAAGAGCUACUACGGGAGAUGCGUAUAUGAGGCUGACAACAAUGUCGUGGACAACCAAGUUGUAACCAUAUCCUGGGACGACGAUACUUCUGCCUCACCCUCUAACACCCCAGCAGGAGGUCGCGGGGCAAAAACCGCUACCCUAACUAUGGUAGCAUUCUCGGAGAAGAUCUGCGAGCGCUUCACUAGGAUCUACGGAACUAAAGGCGAACUUGAAGCCGAUAGCAAUCAGAUCAAGAUAUACGAUUUCGAGACCGGUGUGAAAAAGACUUGGAUGCCUAACCUGGACAUGGUGAGCGGUCAUGGUGGCGGUGACAGUGGGCUAGUGAGAGCGUUUGUGGAUGCCAUUGGCAGGGUGAAGAAUGAAGAAUGGGCAGUGGAUAAGGCGCAGGAAGAGGUUAUUGGUGUUACAAUUGAGGAGAUUUUAAGGAGCCAUGCUGCUGUGUUCUGGGCUGAGGAGGCGAGGGUUAGUAGGCAGAUGUUGGAGUGGGGGGAGUGGUGGUCUCAGAACGUUCGAUCUUAGUGAAUCAAAGGAUUGGUGUCUUCGGAAUGUGAGAUGGGUGGGUUCCGAAGCUACUACUCGAGUAUACAUAUUGGUUUUACAUCAUGGGAAUUCCAAACUGG